ACCGCAAAUAUAGAUUGCUUUUGACAGUCGUGUACCAUUCUAUAAGGUUAAGUGCCUAAUACAAGAUGAGCUUUGCACUGGCAAACGGCGUGUUAACGUCAACUGUGGUGGGCGACAUUGCUUUAAUAUUUGCAACGCUUUUUGUGAUAUUAAACUACAUUUUGCCCAUUGCAAAAUUACGCCAAUCUUCUAGCAAUUUAGAAAAACAGGUUGGGCUUGGUUCCUUUAAAAAGCAUUGGUUUUUCGGCCACCUACGCUUGUUUCCACCACUAGAACAUGGUCUAUUAAAACGAGCCCAACGUACCAUACAAACACCCGCUUGGGUGACAACAUGGUUUGGACCUUUAGUGUCAGAAGCAACUACUCAUCACUCCGAAACAGCUAUAACACUCCUUGCUAGUUCAGCUCCCAAAAACGAAUACGUUUACAAGUUUCUCCGCCCAUGGUUGGGAGAUGGUUUGUUAGUCAGCAAUGGUAAGAAAUGGAUGCGAAAUCGUCACCUGCUCACACCAGCUUUUCACUUCAGCAUUCUUAAACCAUACGCUGAAAUUUCGAACAACUGCAUUAAAACCAUGAUAGAAAAAUGGACGACCAAGACCAACGUUGCUUUUGAUAUUUAUAAAGAUGUCAACAGUAUGACACUGGACACAAUGCUACAAUGCGCAAUGUCGUUUAAGAUAGAAGGAUUGAAAGAAAGACCACUCGUUGUCGCUUACCAGUUAUACACCGUAUAUUGUGGAGGAAUUUGCUUUUUAAAUUUUUCGGAGGGGUCUUAUUGGCGUCACUUUAAAAAGCGCACGUUGGAUAUAGAAUGCAUCUCAUGGUCGUUGUACAUGUUGGCUCAACAUCCAGAAUAUCAACAAAAAUGCAGAGACGAACUAGAAGAAGUUCUGAAAGACAAAGAAGACAUUGAUUGGUCAGACCUGACCAAGUUACAAUACCUGACAAUGUGUAUCAAGGAAACGCUAAGAAUUCGACCACCGGUGCCAGCAAUUAGUCGCCAACUAGAUCAACCCCUGACUUUUAAAAGCAAAACUCAUAACGUCCCUCCAACUACAUUAGCGAAGGGGUCGUUCGCAGGAGUCCAGAUCUUCUCAUUGCAUAGGAAUGUACAUGUAUGGGAAGAACCAGAGGUCUUUAACCCAGAUCGAUUUACCCAGGACAACAUAAAGAAACGGUCGCCUCACGCCUUCCUUCCUUUCUCGGCAGGUUCAAGGAACUGUAUUGGACAGAACUUUGCCAUGAACGAAAUGAAGAUUGCCGUCGGGCAAAUCAUAAGAAAAUACGAAUUAUACAUCGACGAUGACACUCCGGACACCGUAAUGGAGACGGCCUUGGUGUUGCGGUCAACCAACGGAAUCAUGAUUAAAAUAAGGAAAAUUUAAAAGUCAAUAAACGGCUUCGGAAUCGUUA
Molecule: messenger RNA, 1413 nt
Organism: Ciona intestinalis (vase tunicate)
Lineage: Eukaryota; Metazoa; Chordata; Ascidiacea; Phlebobranchia; Cionidae
Source: RefSeq, a predicted model, not a curated record